Messenger RNA from Ceraceosorus guamensis, 2478 nucleotides. RefSeq names its product methylenetetrahydrofolate reduct. Bases 275 to 2335 code for a protein of 686 amino acids. NCBI's taxonomy places the organism in Eukaryota, Fungi, Basidiomycota, Exobasidiomycetes, Ceraceosorales, Ceraceosoraceae. The transcript has 2 exons. Gene Ontology annotation, cellular component: cytosol. The record is from RefSeq and is a predicted model, not a curated record. Gene Ontology annotation, biological process: tetrahydrofolate interconversion. Gene Ontology annotation, molecular function: FAD binding; methylenetetrahydrofolate reductase [NAD(P)H] activity.
GCUUGAUUUGAUUCGAUGAGCAUCAUCCCCAUUCACCGCCAUUGUAGAUUCAGCGCGCAUUCACCACUCUCAUCCCCCCACCCCCACGCUCCUCACACUCACUCCUCACUCUGCCACUUUGUCCACAUCACUUCACCUAAAUUGUGGGCACACCGCGUCGCAGCAACUCGUGAUCUCACGCACAUUUAAUCCCCGGAGAUCUGCUUGAGCACGCUGACCGCCACCACUGUUUCGCGCGCACGACCCCAUUCCUCACACGCAUCGCCCGCACAACAUGACACCCUCGUUGAGCUCUCCGCCUGCGCCAUUGUCGCCAACGCAGCAGCAGCAACAGCAGGAUGGUAAGCAGGAAGCCAAUACGGACUGGCGCAUCACGACCAAGAUCGCCAAGGCGGAGAGGGAAGGAAGGAUCUGGUGGAGCUUCGAGUACUUUCCACCUCGCACCGCGCAAGGUCUCACCAACUUGUACGACCGCAUCGAAAGGAUGGCGGAUCUCGGACCCGCAUUCGUCGACAUCACAUGGAAUGCCGGUGGCCGGACAUCCGAUCUGACGGCUCAGCUGGUCAAGACGGUGCACACCUACAUGGGAUUAGAGACGUGCAUGCACUUGACCUGCACCAACAUGCCCAGAUCCAAAGUCGAUGUGGCACUGCGAGAGGCGAAACAGUUUGGUUGCAGAAACAUCCUCGCUCUCCGCGGAGAUCCUCCCGCUGGAGGUGGAGCUUGGGAGAAGCACGAGGCCGGCUUCGAGUACGCCAAGGAGCUGGUGCAGUACAUUCGACAGGGCUACGGCGACUACUUUGCCAUCGCAGUCGCCGGCUUUCCCGAAGGUCAUCCGGAGUCGCUCGAAGGCAAAAAGAUGGAGUUGGAAAGGUUGAAGGACAAGAUCGAUGCUGGCGCAGACUUUAUAUUUACGCAAAUGUUUUACGAUUUCGACAUUUUCGCCCAGUGGGUCAGGGACGUGCGCGCUGCUGGCAUCACCUGUCCCAUCGUGCCCGGCGUCAUGCCCAUUCAGACCUACGGCGGCUUCCAACGAGCUACAGCGAGGUUCAGAACCAUCGUCCCUCAAUACUUUCACGAUGCCCUCGAGCCCGUCAAGGACGAUGAUGCCAAGGUGCGAGAAGUCGGCACGCAACUCGUCGGCGAUCUGUGCAGGCGCAUCAUUGAUCCCAAAGAAGGCUUGCGCAUAUCCGGCUUGCACAUCUACACCAUGAACCUCGAGCGAGGCUCGCGCAUGCUUCUCGAUUACCUCGCCUUGUCUCCCUCUCCUCAGCAAGUCAAGGCGCUGCCAUGGACACCCUCCUUGACGCCCAAGCGACGAGACGAGGGCAUUCGGCCCAUCUUUUGGGCCAACAGGGCCAAGUCGUACGUAGACAGGACAGAGACGUGGGACGAAUUUCCAAAUGGAAGGUGGGGAGAUGCAAGGUCGCCCGCGUACGGCGACGUCGACGCUUACGGUGUCAAGCUGCGAUAUUCGGAAGCCGAAGCGAGGGAAUUGUGGGGAGAGCCUACUUCGUUGGAACAGGUGAAGCAGCUCUUUACCGGCUUUUGCAAGGGCGACAUCAAGGCGCUGCCUUGGAGCGAGACUGCCAUUGCCAAGGAGACGACCGUCAUCAAUGACAAGCUCGUAUCGAUGAACCAAAAGGGCUUCUUUACCAUCAACAGUCAGCCGUCCGUAGAUGGUGCUCGCUCAGACGACCCCGUGCACGGCUGGGGACCCAAAAAUGGAUACGUGUACCAAAAGGCCUACUUGGAGUUCUUUGUCGCCCCUUCGCAAGUGGACGGGCUGAUCUCGAAGCUGGAACAAGACCCUCAAAUCACCUACCACGUCGUCAAUGCUCGCGGCGACAUGCGUACGAACACCACCUCGGAAGCUCCCUGUGCCGUCACUUGGGGUUGUUUCCCGCACAAGGAGAUCAUCCAACCUACCAUCGUCGAGAGCAUCUCCUUUUUGGCAUGGAAGGACGAAGCGUAUGAGAUUGGCAGGCACUGGGCACGCGUCUACCCGCCCGGAUCGCAAAGUCGACGUUUGCUGGAGAGCAUCUUUGGCAACGCGUCGGGAGACGUGACGCCCGGCACAUCGCCAGAUCUCCAGGCCGACCAAUCUUGGUUCUUGGUCAAUGUUGUCCACAACGACUUUAAGAACAAAGAGGCCGUAUUUGCUCCAUUUUUGGAUGCUGUCGACCUCAGCGCUGCUGUCGCCGCCGCUGCCACCACCGCGUCGCUGGAGAAUGCAACGGAGACGGCGCGAAAUGUCGCUAGUGGUGCUGCGAACAUCGCCAAGUCGAUAGCCGAAAAGGCCACAGCUCCGCUCGCCAAUGGGCACGUGGCGUGAUCGCUCCCUCAGCACAUCUUUGCCGCACUCUGCCCUCUUGCUUGCUCUUCUCGCUCAUCCACAGCACCUCGCAUCAACUGCAUUGCAUCAACUGCAUCUUGCCAUCCCAAUCUGAUUCUCUUCUCUUCCACCUUAAACCCCCC